AUGAAGUCUGUCGCCUCUCUCUCCGCUGCCGCGGCCAUCCUCGCUGGCUCUGCCGAUGCCUUCUGGCGCAUGCCUUCCCACGGCCGCACUGCUCUUGCUCGUCUUGAUCCAAUCGUCGACAAGGGUGUCGCCUCUUCCCACGCCCACACAAUCCACGGUGGAAACAACUUUGGUGCCUCAACCACCUACGAGGACCUCCGCAACUCCGAGUGCACCUCUGCCCAGUUCGAGGAUGACAAGUCGGCUUACUGGACCCCAACCCUGCACUUCGUCCAUGAGAACGGCAAGACUGAGAUUGUCCCCCAGGUCGGUGGUAUGCUUGCCUACUACCUCCUCCAGGGCGACAAUAUCAAGGCUUUUCCCAAGGGCUUCAUGAUGCUUGCUGGUGACCCGCAUCAGCGCAACUUCACUCUCCCCGUACCCGACCCCCCAGUCUACGCGUGGACAGACGAGGACAAGACCCAGCGCGCCCUUGCCGCAAAGUCCAUUGGCAUGAACUGCCUCAACUACGCCAGGGCUCCCGAGGGCUCGCGUUACCGUCACACCUUUCCCAGCAAGGAGUUCCUCGAUGCGGAAUGCACAGACGGUAUCCGUGCCGAGAUGCUCUUUCCCUCAUGCUGGAAUGGAAAGGAUCUCGAUAUCCUUGACCACAAGAGCCACGUUGCCUACCCCAGCAUGCUUGACGGUGGCUCAUGCCCCGACGGCUUUCCCGUUCGUCUGCCUACCCUCUUCUACGAGACCAUCUGGAACACCUACGCCUUCAAGGGCCAGGCUGGUCAAUUUGUCUGGUCCAACGGUGACCCUACUGGCUGUGGUUACCACGCUGAUUUCAUGAACGGAUGGGACAUUGACACCCUCCAAUCUGCCGUUGACACUUGCACCAACCUCUCUGGCCGUACCGAGGACUGCCCCGUCUUUGCCGGUCGUCUUCAGUCUGAGCAGAAGCAAGAUUCGUGCAAGGUUGAGAAGCUCCCCAAGUUCCUUGACAGCGAUAACUGCGCUGGCCCUGCCAACGGCCUUUGCGGCAACAACCCCAUCCAGUACGGACCCGAGUACGCUAAGCCCAACGCUCCCUCUGGUGACAAGCCCGAGGCCAAGCCCACUCUCUCGUCCGCCUCUCUGCCCACCCUGUCGUACGCCCCUGCUCGCUCAAUGGGCGCCGGUGGCAUCUCCGUCUACAACGUCGCUGACAAGCCCACUCCCGCCGCUGAGUACAACAGCUACCCUGAGAUCACCCCCGCCGCCCAGCCCCCCAAGGAGGCCGUCAAGGAGGAGGCCCCCAAGGAUGAGAAGGAUGACGGCAUCGUUAGCACCACCACCUACACCAAGGACGGUGUUGUCUACGUUGUUGCCAUCAAGGAGGUCGAGGUCUACGUCACCGACCCUCUCCGCCGCCGCCAUGCGCACGCUCACCGUCGCAACAUUGGCAAGCACUAA
Molecule: messenger RNA, 1437 nt
Organism: Bipolaris victoriae FI3
Lineage: Eukaryota; Fungi; Ascomycota; Dothideomycetes; Pleosporales; Pleosporaceae
Exons: 3
Coding region: 1-1437 (478 amino acids)
Source: RefSeq, a predicted model, not a curated record